CGAGACCCAACGACCUUGUCAAAGGCUUAUUCAUGUUAAGACACGAACUAAAUCAGAUACAGCUUACAAGUACCUAUAGGAUUCUCCACAUAUUAACUGGGGUUUGUGGUGGAGUUGAAUUUCGAAUUCUAGUGUAGUAUUUGAUAUCGUUUCAUAGGACAUCGCCUCUACUAUGUAAUCUACCGCCACCCCGUGUCUGUGUGCGCGGCUUAUUUCAUUAGACUACAUUACUAUUAAAAUCCACAUACUAGUUGAAUUGAAUAUUCAGCUUCUCCUUCGCCGUACGAAAUCUGGGGUUUGGGGCCAUCUGACUUAGCGUUGGACUAUUGAAAAGUUUCUGGGCAGACUUAGCUUAGCCAUUCGCAUCCAAUUUCACUUCGCUUCAUAUGAUAUAGAUCUGAACGGGACAAGCAGGAGCAUACACCAAGAGCGUCAUCCAACCAGCCAACUAGGAAUCGUCAAAGAUGGAGGGCAACGAUGGGAUUCCUUCGAAAUACUUCGAGCCGCCCUACAGCCUCGUGCCUAUGGAGAACCGCACUUAUAACGGCCUCCUCGCUAUAGGCACUCUUGCUACCAUUUCACUACUCUUCACAAGCUUUCUCCUGAGUUUCAUCACGUGGCGAAUGAUAACGUGGAAAUCCCAUUACUCUAGUGCCGUCGGUCGAAAUCAGUCGGUCAUGCUCAUUUAUCAACUUAUUCUCGCCGACUUCUUACAAUCGCUGGGCUUUUUGAUAUCAUUUCACUGGGUGGCUGAGCGUCAGAUCAUUGGACCAAACGGGGCGUGUUUUGCACAGGGUUGGCUAAUUCAGCUCGGAGAUGUAGCGAGCGCAUUCUUCGUCCUCGCCAUUGCGGUACACACGACAUACCAAGUUAUUAUCGCCAGAACCUUAUCAUACAAUACAUUCAUUUACUGUGUGCUGGCCGUUUGGGGACUUGCGAUACUUCUUACAUCUCUCGCACCUCUGAUUGGUGGUCGGUAUGUGUUUCAGAGAGCUGGUGUUUGGUGCUGGAUAUCUACCGACAAUGAGGGGCUACGUCUUUCCCUCCACUACAUAUGGAUCUUUAUCGUCGAAUUUGGCUCUAUCCUCGUCUACGCUACCGGUUUCUACUACCUUUUCCGUGCCAAACGAUCGGAUAAAAUUAUAGUACCUGCACGCAGUGCCGAGACUAUGCGUAAAGCCCGAACUGCAAUGUUAGCAUACGCAAUGGUUUAUACUAUCCUGAGUCUCCCACUAGCUGCUGGGCGUAUGGCUAGCAUGUCUAACAAUGAACUAUCCGACGAGUAUUAUUUGUUUGCUGGGGCUUUGUUUACUUGUUCCGGUUGGGUUGACACACUCCUUUACACUUUCACUCGACGUGCUUUACUAUUCGACGAAUUAAACGUUUACAGUCGACGGCCCGGGACUCACGCGGAAGAUGGAAUACACGGCAAAGAUACGGGAUUCCAGCGGCAGAGUAGUACGGACAGCAUACUCGCCAAUAAUGGUUUCGGAAGUAUUGGGGGGAUUAAAAUGGAGAGAACUGUGAAGGUGGAACUGGACGACUUUGACAGCAGUACCAGCAAUGGAAGAAUAACACGAGAAUACUAUGCAACGGCUGAGGCAUUCAAACCAUGAGUUAACGGGUCGGUUUGGAGGAAUACCAAUGAGAUACUAUGGAUAUGAAUUAUAGUUCUGCUUGUUCAAGCCGCUACAUGUUGCUCCUGUAGUCGAAUUAUGAACAUUAUAACAAGCACUAAUUAUUUAAUGAUCUCUUUUAAUUAUAAUGAGUAACAAGGUAUUAUAUAGCUAUUCUCGAAAACGACUAUCUAGGAUUUAAGAGGAAAUAUUAAUACGUACUAG
Molecule: messenger RNA, 1841 nt
Organism: Daldinia vernicosa
Lineage: Eukaryota; Fungi; Ascomycota; Sordariomycetes; Xylariales; Hypoxylaceae
Product: G protein-coupled glucose receptor regulating Gpa2-domain-containing protein
Exons: 4
Coding region: 465-1616 (383 amino acids)
Biological process (GO): adenylate cyclase-activating G protein-coupled receptor signaling pathway
Cellular component (GO): plasma membrane
Molecular function (GO): G protein-coupled receptor activity
Source: RefSeq, a predicted model, not a curated record